This is a messenger RNA of Neurospora tetrasperma FGSC 2508, 667 nucleotides long. RefSeq lists its product as uncharacterized. Bases 77 to 568 code for a protein of 163 amino acids. Gene Ontology annotation, cellular component: mitochondrial large ribosomal subunit. NCBI's taxonomy places the organism in Eukaryota, Fungi, Ascomycota, Sordariomycetes, Sordariales, Sordariaceae. The transcript is spliced from 3 exons. Gene Ontology annotation, molecular function: structural constituent of ribosome. The record is from RefSeq and is a predicted model, not a curated record.
ACAAAAACAAACAAACAAACCCCCCACCUCGACCGACACAGCACCGCCAGCAGGCCGGUCGAUCGACAUCUUCACCAUGGCGGCCACGGUGAAGCAGCACGUCCAGCUGGCGCUUUCGCUCCCACCGCGGUUGCGCACCUUCUUGGCCCGGUACCCGCCGGCCGCGAUCCUGCCCGCCGGCGCCGACCCCGAGACGCACAAGACGCCCUACCAGGAGGAGAGCCCGAACCCGUUCAUGCCCACCAAGCACCCAAUCACCGGAAAGUGGCACAACCCCAAGUACUCGCUCAGGCGACAGGCCGAGCUCGUCAAGCUGGCCCAGGAACACGGCGUCGAGGAGCUGCUGCCCUUCACCCGCAAGCUCAACGAGGAGAAGCUACGGAAGAGAGUCGAGCUCGGUCUCCGUGUCAAGGGUACCGGUGUUGGAGAGAAGGUCAAGGGUCACAAACACGAAAGGACACUGGUUGCCAAGAUGGAGAAGAGGAGAGAGGCCAUGCUGGCUAUGCCCGACCUUAUCCGGGAAUGGAAAAAGGUCGGCAAGAGGAACUGGACCAAGUUCCCCAAAUAAGCGAUCGGUCGUUGUCGCUUGUCGGGAAGAUUACAACGAGAGUCACUGCCAUGUCCAUAGACUGUAUCAUCACCAACAAUGUACAACAAAUUUCAAGCC